AUGUCUGAAUUUAAGAUAGUAUCAAGAAAAGAUCUUUAUAAUGAAGGAGAGGGAUUAGGAGAAGAUUAUGAUUCCAAUAGUAGUAGUAAAAAUAAUAGUGAGCAUGUAGAGGUAUUAGUACCGCCAACAGAAUUUGAAUUCGUUGAAGUUGAAAGAACCGACUCAUCAUUAGAUCUCAAAGAAAGUAAUAACAGCGCACAUGAACAAAAGGAAGAAAAACAAGAAGAAUUCGAGUUCCCGUUAUUUUCGUUUGGUGUGGUUGAAGCAUCGACUAGCCCAGCUCAAGAAGAACAAGGUUCAUCAACUCAAGAGAAGGAUACGCCACAGACUGAAGUAAGUUUGAUGAAAAUUUCAUUGAAGGAACCUGAAGAAGAAAUAAUCAACCAAGAAAGGCCCAAAGACUACUACUUUGCAAGCUAUUCUGCAGACCAAAAGCUGCAAUUCCAACAGAGCUCUAUCGACUAUGAUGUGAUAAUACAAGAAAGUACAAAAAUUCUGGAGGAUGAUCUACGUAUUCGUGAUAAAUGGCCAUAUUGCCAGGGUCGAAUAAUAGAUCUGUAUAAGCACAAUGCGAGAAUAGAGUUAGAGCAGCAGAAGGAAUUGAAGAUUAAAAAGAGGAGACCUGGUCAAAAGCAACGUGCAGCCAAAAAACUGGCACUUGAAAGAACCAAGGAGCGUGAUACCAAAGCUCGUGAGAUAAAGAAACAGUUGAAGAAAAAGUUUCAUAAGCGUGGUGGAAAGAAAAACAAAAAAAAGGUACCUUUGAACCCACUGGCAAAAGCUGGCAGUACCCCUAAGUUUAGGACAGAAUGA
Saccharomyces cerevisiae S288C is the source of this 813-nucleotide messenger RNA. It is a transcript of the gene SNI445, whose product is annotated as ribosome assembly factor SNI445. The record is from RefSeq and is marked reviewed. The coding region runs from base 1 to 813 and encodes 270 amino acids. NCBI's taxonomy places the organism in Eukaryota, Fungi, Ascomycota, Saccharomycetes, Saccharomycetales, Saccharomycetaceae. The transcript is spliced from 2 exons.